Messenger RNA from Brienomyrus brachyistius, 2641 nucleotides. It is a transcript of the gene tmem185a, whose product is annotated as transmembrane protein 185. NCBI's taxonomy places the organism in Eukaryota, Metazoa, Chordata, Actinopteri, Osteoglossiformes, Mormyridae. The record is from RefSeq and is a predicted model, not a curated record. Bases 123 to 1175 code for a protein of 350 amino acids. The transcript is spliced from 7 exons.
UGAAACUCUGCCCCCUGAAGGAGGAGUAAGGGAUUGAUGCAGUCUGUAUGAGGAAAUAAGCACGGAUGUUGUGUGAGGAAAUUUUUUCCUCCAAAAUGAUUUAAGGCCAGUCUUUCGAAAACAUGAAUCUUAGGGGAUUCUUUCAAGAUUUUAACCCGAGUAAAUUUCUCAUAUACGCAUGCCUCCUGCUGUUCUCCGUCUUGUUGUCUUUGCGCUUGGAUGGGGUUAUCCAAUGGAGCUACUGGCUGGUGUUCACACCAGUCUGGCUGUGGAAGCUCAUGGUCAUUGUUGGUGCCUCUGUAGGAACUGGUGUCUGGGCCCACAACCCUCAGUACAGGGCUGAAGGUGAGACAUGUGUGGAGUUCAAAGCCAUGCUGAUAGCUGUGGGCAUCCAUUUGCUCCUGCUGAUGUUCGAGGUGCUGGUGUGCGAUCGCAUCAUGAGGGGGACGCACUUCUGGCUGCUGGUCUUCAUGCCCCUCUUCUUCGUGUCACCGGUGUCUGUGGCUGCCUGCGUCUGGGGCUUCCGUCAUGACCGCUCGCUGGAGCUUGAGAUCCUGUGCUCCGUCAAUAUCCUCCAGUUCAUCUUCAUUGCCUUAAGGUUGGACAAGAUCAUCACUUGGCCGUGGCUGGUGGUGUGCGUGCCGCUGUGGAUCUUGAUGUCCUUCUUGUGCUUGGUGGUACUCUACUACAUUGUCUGGUCCGUGCUCUUCCUGCGCUCUAUGGACGUCAUUGCCGAGCAGCGGCGGACCCACAUCACCAUGGCAAUCAGCUGGAUGACUAUCGUCGUGCCCCUGCUGACCUUUGAGAUCCUCUUGGUGCACAGACUGGAUGGCCACAACGACUUCAGCUACGUCCCUGUGUUUGUACCUUUGUGGGUGUCCCUGGUGACAUUAAUGGCCACCACCUUCGGGCAGAAAGGAGGGAAUCACUGGUGGUUCGGUAUCCGCAAGGACUUCUGCCAGUUCCUGCUGGAGCUUUUCCCAUUCCUGCGUGAAUAUGGCAACAUUUCCUAUGAGUUGCACCAUGAAGAUUCGGAGGCCUCUGAGGAGGCGCCCGCACCUGAACCACCUAAAAUAGCCCCCAUAUUCCGCAAGAAGACCGGCACGGUGAUCACACAGAGUCCGGGGAAGUACUUUGUCCCUCCCCCGAAACUGUGCAUAGACAUGCCUGACUAGAUGGCUGUUAACUGUAUUUUUAUUUUGCGAGAUGGAAUGUAACCACGGACCUUGUACAUGUUACUGUAGCCAGACUCCCACCAUGGUCCCGUGCUCACUACAGAAUCGUGAAACCGGCCUUUUAGUGCGACAGGCCCUGGGUCACAGAGAAGGAAAAUCAAGGUGCUGCGUGGAUGUAUCCUGCCACCCUGCCACUUGUCUCAGAAUCUCUUUUUCUUUUAAAGGGAAAGGCUGAAGUGGUGGGGUUGGUUAUGUGUCACCGUCUUUGUUUCUAUUUAUCAUUCUCCGCGCGGGUAGCCAGUGAUGGCUUUGGGUGUUGCUAAGGCCCUAACUAAUGGUAAAGUCCAGUUGGUGUCUGGUUGCUGUCUGUCUAUAUGGAGUGAAUUAUCACUGGUGAAAUUGAAAGUAGAAUGUUCUGUUGGCCUUUUUUCACACUGUAAUUAGUAAUGGCUUGGUUUUCAGUUUUAUAGCAGUUUUUGCUCAUUAGUGAUGGUUGUUCGUGAAACUUUUUUUUGUCUAAAGUGUACCAAACUUCAGCUUCAGUGUUUUUGUUUAGAUUUUAGACCCUGACAAUGAGGUUGAGUGUAACAAGUGUUUUCCUCUCCAUCCUCAUAUGAACUGGGGAGUGAAAGAGCACUUACUCUACCAUCAGAUUGGUAAUGUAUGGAGUCAAGUUGGCUAGUUUGGGCCGUGUUUCAUGUGUGAAAUUCAUUUAUGACAAUCAUUACUAGACUCAUAUUUUCAGCCUUAUGAAAUAGUUUACUGGGAUACUGUUCUGUUAACGCAUGCUGGUUUUUGGGGAAAUUUAUAUCUAAUGGAAGCACAAUCUGCAUUCAGUGUGAAUCACCUACUAUACUGCUGAGCUGGAAAUCCCAACGUUAUCCUUGUAUGCAUGUAUGGUUUAGUCAUUCUUCAGCAGUAGUACUUUCAGAAUACUGAUGCACUCUUGAUGUUCCGUUGGACAAUACCUACACCUUCUAUGCGAAGCCCCACAGCUGUGAGGUGAAUGAUGCGCUGAGGUCACCAGGGCUAUUUGUGUGUAAAUGUUCUACCUGUAGAGAUUUACUCUCAGAAUUAGCAGCGCAAACAAGCAUGAUCACAUGGGCACAUUUUCCAGAAGAACAUUUGAGACGUGUGGAAAGCCGUGUGGCCAAAGCCCCAUUGUCUCGGACAUUGGAGAUUGGUGUACUGUGGCAGACCCUCUCAGCCGGCCUGAGAGAUGUAGAGGUGUGUGUGCGCGCGCAUGUACAGAUGUGCUAUUAUUUGGUUUGGACCAAUUUUUAUGCUGCAUUUCCAGAUUUUUAAGUUUCUUAUUUACGAUGUACAGCCUGUAUGUAGGAAACUUAUACUUCUGUGGUUCGAUAUGACAAAAUAUAAAUGUAUAUUGUAAAUAGGACAUGUUUUAUGUUUAAGUCUGUUUCAGAUAUUCUAACUAAUAACAAUAAAUGAUAAUGCCUACCCAUUCA